ACGUAUUCGACAGUUCAAGGUUCUCCCUCGUGCUGGACAGUUGCUGGGCCAUGCCCACUAAUAACAUCAAUGACACCGUCCGCUGGAACCUCAUCACUAACGAAUGCCCUGACCCGAUGGACAGUACUGUGACCGUACUGCAGAAUGGCGUCUCCGCAUCCGGCCGUUUCUCCUUCAACAUGUUCACCUUCACUGGCUUCCCAAACAACAUCCACCUGCACUGUCAGGUUCACCUGUGCCUGCUGGAGGGGAACAACUGUGCCUUGUCAUGUGCAGCUGGAAGGAGGCGCCGUCGAACCAAGAACUUCCAUGACACUGCUGCCAUCACCAUGAGCUUCUGAUCAACUCCUGAGGAAAAGUGGAUCUGGUGUCAUUGGGCUACUGUUAGAUUGUUCUGGGUUUCUGUCUUUAAUUUAACUUCCUAAAUGAAUAAUAAGUUAUAUCUUUCUGAUUGUUGAUUUUCUGAUCUGCAAAAUAUAAUCAUGGAAUGAAAUUGUGGAAUAAUGGAACAAUAAUGAAAAUUGUAAUGAUGAAAUGUUUCUGUGAUAUAAAUGUGAUUACUGUGAUUGUACCUUCCUGAACUUCCUUUAUUCUGAUUCAUUAUUACUGAAAUAAAAUCUUUCUUAAGCAUUA
Trichomycterus rosablanca is the source of this 633-nucleotide messenger RNA. Its product is annotated as pancreatic secretory granule membrane major glycoprotein GP2-like. The coding region runs from base 51 to 341 and encodes 96 amino acids. NCBI's taxonomy places the organism in Eukaryota, Metazoa, Chordata, Actinopteri, Siluriformes, Trichomycteridae. The record is from RefSeq and is a predicted model, not a curated record. Gene Ontology annotation, biological process: neutrophil migration. Gene Ontology annotation, cellular component: cell surface; apical plasma membrane. The transcript is spliced from 3 exons.